UUCAUCAUCAUUCCUAAGUUUCAAAGCCAUGGCCAACUUCAAUUGCACCCCAACAUUGUUCCUACUAUACCCUUCUCUUUUUCUGAUACUCAUCUUUUCUUCCUUAAUUAACAAUCACUACCACUUUUUCCCCUCCUCUCCUCCAAAACAGAUCGUUAAACGAAACCCAAUUGUCAAUAGAAGCAAUAUUCAGAAGAAGGAUCGUUUUGAGAGGGUAGAAGAAGGUUUGGCCAGGGCACGGGCGGCCAUCCUUAAAGCGAUCCGGACUCGGAGUUAUUCUUCGUACAAGAAUGAGGAUUUCAUCCCUCGAGGAUCCAUUUACAAAAACCCUUAUGCUUUUCAUCAGAGCUACAUAGAGAUGGAAAAAAGAUUGAAGGUAUGGACGUACAAAGAGGGAGAGCCUCCGUUGUUUCACAUCGGACCAAUGCAGGACAUCUACUCCAUUGAAGGGCAAUUCAUCGACGAAAUAGAGAGAGCGAAGAGCCCAUUUCGGGCGCGAAGUCCCGAUGAAGCUCUAGUCUUUUUUCUCCCGGUCAGCGUAACUAGAAUCGUGAAAUAUCUGUACAAACCGCAAUCGGAUUUCGCUCGGGAACGUUUGCAGAAUGUUGUUAUCGAUUAUGUGGCUGGAGUGUCGAAGAAGUAUGAGUACUGGAAUAGAAGCAGAGGGGCUGAUCAUUUCUUUGUUUCUUGCCAUGAUUGGGGACCAGAUAUAUCAACUUCCAACCCCAAGCUAUUCAAAAGUUUCAUAAGAGUCCUUUGCAAUGCCAACACUUCCGAAGGUUUCAAACCAUCAAGAGACGUCUCCUUGCCGGAAAUCAAGAUGCCAUACAAAGAACUCGGACCGCCCCACCUCGGCCAACCACCCAACAACCGUUCAAUCCUCGCCUUUUUUGCAGGCGGUGAACACGGCCAUGUACGGAAAACCCUACUCAAAAUUUGGAAAAACAAAGACAAUGACAUUCAAGUUCAUGAGUACCUCCCCAAAACCCUAGAUUACUUUGCACUAAUGGGUAAGGCCAAGUUUUGCUUGUGUCCAAGUGGAUACGAAGUGGCAAGCCCUAGAGUGGUUGAAUCUAUAUAUGCAGAGUGCGUUCCGGUGAUCAUAUCUGACGGUUAUGUGCUCCCGUUUAGCGAUGUUCUUGAUUGGAGAGAGUUUUCGAUUCAUGUUCCCGUGUCGAAGAUACCUGAAAUCAAGACGAUUUUGCUAGGGAUUUCCAUGGAUAAGUAUUUGAAAAUGCAAGCGAGAGUCAAGCAAGUCCAACGACAUUUUUUGGUAAAUCAACCAGCACAACCGUUCGAUUUGUUGCAUAUGGUGCUUCAUUCAGUGUGGCUCCGGAGGCUUAACAUAAGAUUACCUACCAUAGUAUUCGAUUAG
Messenger RNA from Rhododendron vialii, 1375 nucleotides. Its product is annotated as probable glycosyltransferase At5g11130. The transcript has 4 exons. Lineage: Eukaryota; Viridiplantae; Streptophyta; Magnoliopsida; Ericales; Ericaceae. Bases 29 to 1375 code for a protein of 448 amino acids. Gene Ontology annotation, molecular function: glycosyltransferase activity. The record is from RefSeq and is a predicted model, not a curated record.